Cucumis sativus (cucumber) is the source of this 1078-nucleotide messenger RNA. Its product is annotated as U-box domain-containing protein 52. The record is from RefSeq and is a predicted model, not a curated record. NCBI's taxonomy places the organism in Eukaryota, Viridiplantae, Streptophyta, Magnoliopsida, Cucurbitales, Cucurbitaceae. Bases 210 to 929 code for a protein of 239 amino acids. The transcript is spliced from 4 exons.
CCCAUGAUAACAAGAGAGAAUCUAUCUAUCCUCUCUUUUUUCCUCUCUUUUCCUUUGUGGUUAUGGAAGCAAGAAUGUCUUUUCCUUUGUAUACUUCCAACCCACUAAAAACACAUUCUUGUCAUUUUCGUUCUCAUAUCAAUUCUCAUUGUUCUUUGUGACCAAAAGAGAUAGAGAGAUAGAGAGAGAGAGAGAGAAAGCUAAGAAAUAUGGAAGAAGAGUUUCAAGGGAGAGCAACAGAGUUACAACUGCAAUGCUACAGUGCAAGGAUUAUGUCCCCAGAGAUUGUCGAGAUUGGAGACGAAAGUAAGACGAUUAUCAGUAGCAGAGACGGCGGUGCAACCGAUGUUUACGUUGCCGUCGGUAAAGAUGAUAUAGAUGUGCUUAAAUGGGCCCUUGAUCAUGCUGUCUCACCUGGUUGUUGUGUCUUUCUUCUCCAUGUUUUUCCUCCUCUCACCUACAUCCCAACACCAGUUGGAAGAUUAGCAAGAAGCCAAUUGAGCCAAGAACAGUUGAGAGUGUAUAUCAAUGAAGAAAACAACAGAAGGAGAAAUCUACUGCAAAAGUACAUCCGCUUAUGCACUGAUGCCAAGGUGACAGUGGACACAUUGCUUCUAGAGAGCAACACAACAGCCAAAGCAAUCCUUCAACUAAUUCCAGUGCUCAAUAUCACUAAUUUGGUCAUAGGGACCAAAAAGCCACUUUCCUCAAAGCUACUGGGAAAAAGAAUGACCAAAGGAGAGUUUGUGAAAAAGAAUGCACCAGAAUAUUGUGAGGUUACUGUUGUUUAUGAAGGGAAGAAAGUGAAUGAGUGUCAACAGGAAAUGGGGUUGCUUCCUUCUUCUAAAGACUCUGGUCUUCGACAGCAGCGGUCUGGGAAGAACUUGUUCGAGUGCGUUUGCUUGUCGAGUAAAUCGAGUUGCGAUUAAUGGGUUGUGUUCUGUUAAGGCAAUGAAGAACACAACAAAGAAGAGGAUCACCAAUUUUACUUAAUUUUUGGUUUUGUUUGUAUAAAUCAAUUGACAUUGUGAUGAAGAAGGCUAAAAAGAAAUCCCAAAUGAGGUAGCUUUAAGUGAAA